GAAGUAUUUCCCAGCUGGUUCACGUAGGAAAAAUGGCGGCGGUGCAGGUCGCCUCGUCGCUUCCUUGUGGGCAGCCGCGAGAGGCCCCGCGGGAGCUGUCGCCCGAGCAGGACGAUGGGUUCCGCCGCUUGUCAGCCAGGCUCCGCGCGCUGCAGCCGGAUGACAGCACCGUGUCCCGCAUGGAGAUCCACCUGCUCUUCGACCAGCUCAUCUCCGAGAACUACAGUGAGGGCGGCGGCGUGGCCCCCGAGGACGUCAGUGCUGUUCUUGUGCGGGCUUGUCAGUUGGUGCCUCUUAGUCAGAAUCACCUUGUCAGCAAAGUGUCCCAGCUGAUCCACCAUUUACUUUACAGACUGCAGGUGGUUGUAGACGAGCAGAACUUGGAUUUCCUGUUGACCUAUACAAUUUCAGCUAUUCAGCAGUGUAGCUCUUGGACACACAUGGAAAUUCUUCAAGCCCUGGCCGCUCUGGUUUACUGCAAUGGUUCAAAAUGUCAAAAGUAUCUCCCAGACCUGCUAGGCAAGAGCGGCCUCUUGAUGAAGUUGAGUGACUCAGCUCACUCUGAUCCUGAGGUCAGGAGAGCUGCAGUGCAUUGUAUGGCAAACUUGUGUCUCAGUGUUCCAGGACAGCCGUACCUGGAGGAGUCCUAUCAGAAUGUCUGCUUCCAAGCUUUCUUGACCAUUUUACAGUCUCCAAAAUCGUCUGAUAUGGAUGAUAUAACAUUUUGCAUGUUGUUACAGAACGCACUGAAAGGCAUACAGUCCCUUCUUAAUGGCGGGAAGAUGAGAAUGACGGAAACAGAGCACCUGGGCGCGCUCCUCGCGGUGCUGAAGAAAGCCAUGUUUCACGGACUCCCUGGAUUAAACAUAGAGAUGCCCACAGUUCUAUACCCAACUCCACUUCCUCAGUAUGAUGGACGAUCACCUGUUAAACCACAGCAACCAGAGCCCAGUGCUGCUCGACUAUCUGCGAACAAAAAGAAAAAGCACAAAGUAAAACCAAAGAAAGCCCAACAAGGAGAGAAGGAGGAGGAGGAAGAAUCCAGUGGUGAAGUCGAAGCAGCCCCAGGCCUCAGCAGGAACAGGGUGAACACAUGUGGCGAGAACACCUGGCGCUUCUCCCCCCGGGGCGCCCAGAGUUUGCCUGUGGAUGGAGACAGAGCUGCAGGAAGAGAACAGGUCUGGCCCUUCCCCUCCUCCAGCUGGAAACGAGCCAGCAGCAGUGAGUCAGACUACUCCGAUUCGGAAGGAGGCAUGCAGGGGAAAAUGAGGUCGUACCAAGCCAAGGUUCGCCAAGGAGCGUUAGCUUGUUUUCUUUCUACGAUCAAAUCCAUAGAAAAAAAAGUUCUCUAUGGCUAUUGGUCGGCCUUUGUUCCUGACACGCCCGAGCUCGGAAGCCCACAAUCCGUGUCCUUAAUGACGCUCACAUUAAAGGACCCAUCUCCAAAGACGCGUGCCUGUGCCUUGCAAGUUUUGUCUGCCAUCUUGGAAGGCUCGAAACAGUUUCUUUCUGUUGCUGAGGACACCACUGACCACAAAAUGGCUUUCACUCCUUUCUCCGUAACAAUUGCAUCCAGCAUUAGAGAGUUGCACAGAUGUCUUCUGUUAGCUUUGGUGGCAGAGUCAUCAUCCCAGACCCUUACCCAGAUAAUUAAGUGCCUUGCAAAUCUAGUAUCAAAUGCCCCCUACAACCGCCUGAAACUCAGCUUGCUGACCAAAGUCUGGAACCACAUAAAACCUUACAUCCGCCACAAAGAUGUUAAUGUUCGCGUGUCGAGUCUCACACUCUUAGGGGCUAUAGUGUCUACUCAUGCGCCUUUGCCGGAAGUCCAGCUGCUCCUGCAGCAGCCCUGCUCCUCUGGGCUCAGCAGCAGCAGUUCAGCAACUCCCUACCUCAGCACUCCUGACUGCUGGAAGAAAGUCCCUGCAGGACCCUCUCUGGAGGAAGCGUCAGUCAGCUCGCCAAAGGCGUCUUCAGAGCCCUGCUGGCUCAUCCGACUUUGCAUCUCCACUGUGGUGCUGCCCAGGGAGGACUCCUGCUCAGGUAGCGAUGCUGGCUCUUCCCUGGGAAGCACCUAUGAACCAUCCCCCAUGCGGCUGGAGGCUCUGCAGGUUUUGGCUCACCUGGCAAAGGGCUAUUUUUCAAUGGCUCAGCUGUACCUGAUGGAGCUUGGCGAGGUGAUCUGUAAGUGCAUGGGUGAAGCAAACCCGUCCAUUCAGCUCCAUGGCGUGAAGCUUCUAGAAGAACUGGGUACAGGCUUGAUACAGCAGUACAAGCCCGAUUCCAGCACAGCUCCUGAGCAGAGAGUGCCCAUCAGUGUGGUGGGGAUGUUCUGGACUAUGAUGUUGAAUGGUCCUUUGCCCCGUGCCCUGCAGAGUUCAGAGCACCCAACUCUGCAAGCAAGCGCCUGUGACGCCCUGUCCUCCAUCUUGCCAGAGGCCUUCAGCAGUCUGCCGAAUGACAAGCAGAUUUUGUGUAUUACAAUGUUGCUCGGCCUGAACGACAGCAAGAACCAUUUAGUGAAAGCUGCGACCUCCAGGGCCCUUGGCGUCUAUGUGCUUUUCCCUUGCCUCAGACAGGACGUCAUAUUUGUUGCAGACACAGCAAACGCCAUAUUGAUGUCACUUCAAGAUAAGUCAUUAAACGUGCGUGCCAAAGCAGCCUGGUCCCUGGGCAACCUGACAGACACUCUCAUCAUCAACAUGGACACGCCAGAUCCAAGUUUUCAGGAUGAGUUCUCUGGGCUCCUGCUCUUGAAAAUGUUGCAGUCUGCGAUACAAGCCUCCACGGACAAAGACAAGGUCAAAAGCAAUGCAGUCCGGGCCCUUGGGAAUUUGCUUCAUUUUCUCCAACCGUGUCACGUAGAGAGACCCAGGUUUGCUGAAAUCAUCGAGGAGUCCAUCCAGGCUCUGAUUUCUACCGUUGUAAACGAGGCUGCCAUGAAAGUCCGAUGGAAUGCUUGCUACGCAAUGGGAAAUGUUUUUAAAAACCCUGCUCUGCCACUCGGGUCAGCCGCAUGGACCUCCCAGGCCUACAAAGCCCUGACAUCGGUUGUGAUGUCAUGCAAGAACUUCAAAGUGCGCAUCCGAUCUGCUGCAGCCCUUUCCAUCCCAGGCAAGAGAGUGCAGUACGGGUCCCUAGAACAGUUUGCUCAGAUCUGGAAUGCAUUGGUCACUGCCUUGCAGAAGAGUGAGGACACCACAGACUUUCUGGAAUUCAAGUACUGUGCCAGCCUGCGGACCCACAUCUGCCAGGCGCUGCUUCACCUCUUGCAUCUAGCCAGUGCCUCCGACCUCCCCUGCAUUCUAGAAUCUCUUGAGCUGAAUGGGGAUAUGAUCCAGUCCUACAUCCUGCAGUUCUUAAAGUCAGGAGCAGAGGGAGAUGAUCCUGGUGCAGUCCACACCCCGCAGGAGAGAGACCAGAUGGUCAGAGUGGCCCUGACGCACAUAGGCAGUGUGCAGACACUGGCUGGAGACACAGCCAAGAGGGUCAUUGUGGCCUUCUUAGAAGACAUCCUGGCUGUUCAUUGUGACUCCUCAGGAGGACAAGUGGCACUCCUUGGGUCAUCAGACCAGUGACUUUUCCACCCUCAGUUCACAGGUCACAAUUGGGAAUCAGAGACUGAGCUUGUGCAUUUGAUACAUGGAGUGUUAUUCUAGGGCAGGAACAUCCGGUCAGCAUUUAUUUAGAAUGGCUUAGUGGCUAUUUAACUUUUCUCAAAGGGCUCAGCCACUUUGGGGAGUGGUUCCAUUACAACCAAGAUAUGAGGAGCCAGGGUACAUGUAGUGUGGACCCAAACAACUGAGGUCGCUGUGGAAUAAUUCUGUCCACUGUGAAUAUAUAUCAGUCUCAUUGGUUAAUAAAGAACUGACUGGCCGGUAGCCAGGCAGGAAGUAUAGGCAGGACAACCAAACUAAGAAUGCUGGGAGGAAAAAGGGCGGAGCCAGAGGAGACACCAGCCAGCCACCUAGGAGGCCAGACAUAUAGAAAACGAGGUAACAAACCACAUGGCAAUAGAUUAAUAGAAGUGGGUUAAUUUAAAUUGUAAGAACUAGUUACUAGUAAGCCUGAGCUAUCAGCCGAGCAUUUAUAAUUAAUAUAAGCUUCAGUGUGUUUAUUUGGGAGCUGCUGAUGGGAUAGAAACUUCUGUCUACAAAUGGCACCCAAAUGUUAGGUAGGCAAGGAUUUCCACAUAAAUGGGCAGUGGUAGUGCACGCCUUUAAUCUCAGCAGUCAGUCGGGAGGCAGAGACAGGCAGAUCUCUGUGAGUUUGAAGCCAGCCUAUUCUACAGAGUGAGUUCUAGGACAGGCUCCAAAGCUACGCAGAAACCUUGUCUCAAAAAAGCAAAAACAAACAAAUAAACAAAAAAUUCUACAUAAAACCCGAGAAAGCGUUGAAAAAGGUUUCUAAAACAGAGCCAAGAGCAACUUUCUAGUCUCACGUCUCUCAUGCUGGCCGCAGCACGGGGACAUUUCUCCUGGCUGCUGCCUGUGGACUUGAACUGCCAGUGCACCGUGGCAUGAGCUACAUGGCGUUCCCGCAUUCUCUCAUACUGGCCACAUACAGAAAAGUGCUCCUGCCGUCAGGAAAAAGACAGAGACACAGUAUAGACAGAUUCAGACGAGGAAAAUAAACUCUGAACGCGUUACAGCGUGUUUUAAAAUAUAUGUAGGCUUGGGAGAGAGAAGAGAAGGUAUGGUAGGUGGUGGCUCACACCUUUAAUCCCAGCACUCGGGAGCAGAGGCAGGAGGAUCUCUGUGAGUUUGAAGCCAACCUGGUCUACAGAGCUAGUUCCCAGGUCAGCUAGGGCUGUUACGCAGAGAAACCCCGUCUUGAAAAGAAAAAAGAAAAAGAAAUAUAUAGUUUUAAAAUAAUUGUAAAGUCCUUAAAAAGGGAGUAAAGUAAUAUAAAAGAAAUAGGCCACGUAAAAAUGGAAAAUACACAGAGUCUGGAUCCUAUAUGUUACUGUGUUGUCUUUAA
This is a messenger RNA of Alexandromys fortis (reed vole), 4980 nucleotides long. It is a transcript of the gene Heatr6, whose product is annotated as HEAT repeat containing 6. NCBI's taxonomy places the organism in Eukaryota, Metazoa, Chordata, Mammalia, Rodentia, Cricetidae. The record is from RefSeq and is a predicted model, not a curated record. Bases 33 to 3578 code for a protein of 1181 amino acids. The transcript is spliced from 20 exons.